UGGCUGCUUCCCUCUGCUAAAAGGGAAACAAUCUUAUCUGUUACUGCUUACUGCUAAUGCUGCUGUAACAUCCAGCAGGUAAAGUUCCCUAAAAUUCACAGCAAAAAUUUUGGGACUUUUCACUAAAUCAUAGAAAAUUUACCUUUUUUUCUUCUGGGAGCUGAAGAUAUUUUAGAGAAGAAUUAAUCUUUUGUUUCUCCAGUUGAACAUUUCCUAGCAAUACGAGCCAUGCAAAUAGAACUCUCCACCUGCUUCUUUCUGUGCCUUUUGCCAUUCAGCUUUAGUGCCACCAGAAGAUACUACCUGGGUGCAGUGGAGCUGUCCUGGGACUAUAUGCAAAGUGAACUGCUCAGUGAGCUUCACGUGGACACAAGGUUUUCUCCUUGGGUUCCAAGAUCUUUGCCAUUCAACACGUCAGUCAUGUACAAAAAGACUGUGUUUGUAGAAUUUACAGAUGACCUUUUCAACAUUGCCAAGCCCAGGCCACCAUGGAUGGGUCUGCUGGGUCCUACCAUCCGGGCUGAGGUUCAUGACACGGUGGUCAUUAUACUUAAGAACAUGGCUUCUCAUCCUGUCAGUCUUCAUGCUGUUGGUGUAUCCUACUGGAAAGCUUCUGAAGGUGCUGAAUAUGAGGAUCAGACCAGCCAAAAGGAGAAGGAAGAUGAUAAAGUCAUUCCUGGUGAAAGCCAUACCUAUGUCUGGCAGGUCCUGAAAGAGAAUGGUCCGAUGGCCUCUGAUCCGCCAUGUCUCACCUACUCAUAUUUUUCUCAUGUGGACCUGGUGAAAGACCUGAAUUCAGGCCUCAUUGGAGCCCUGCUGGUUUGCAAAGAAGGGAGUCUGGCCAAAGAAAGGACACAGAUCUUGCAUGAAUUUGUACUACUUUUUGCUGUAUUUGAUGAAGGGAAAAGUUGGCACUCAGAAACGAAUGAGUCUUUGGAUCCUGCAUCUGUUCAGGUCCAGCAUGAAAUGCACACAGUCAAUGGCUAUGUAAACAGGUCUCUGCCAGGUCUGACUGGAUGUCACAAGAGAUCAAUCUAUUGGCAUGUGAUUGGAAUGGGCACCACCCCCGAAGUGCACUCAGUUUUUCUUGAAGGUCACACAUUUCUUGUGAGGAAUCAUCGCCAGGCCUCCCUAGAGAUCUCACCAAUAACUUUCCUUACUGCUCAGACAUUCCUGAUGGACCUUGGCCAGUUUCUACUGUUUUGUCAUAUCCCUUCCCACCAACAUGGUGGUAUGGAAGCUUAUGUCAAAGUAGAUAGCUGCCCAGAGGAACCCCAACUACGGAUGAAAAAUAAUGAAGACGAAGAUUAUGAUGAUGAUCUUUAUGACUCUGACAUGGAUGUGGUUAGCUUUGAUGACGACAACUCUUCUCCCUUUAUCCAAAUCCGCUCAGUUGCCAAGAAGCAUCCUAAAACUUGGGUCCACUAUAUUGCUGCUGAAGAGGAGGACUGGGACUAUGCUCCCUCAGGCCCCACCGCCAAUGAUAGAAGUUACAAAAAUUUGUAUUUGAACAAUGGUCCUCAGCGGAUUGGUAGGAAGUACAAAAAAGUCCGAUUUAUGGCAUACACAGAUGAAACAUUUAAGACUCGUGAAGCUAUUCAGUAUGAAUCAGGAAUCCUGGGACCUUUACUUUAUGGAGAAGUUGGAGACACACUGUUGAUUAUAUUUAAGAAUCAAGCAACCCGGCCUUAUAACAUCUACCCUCAUGGAAUCACUGAUGUCAGUCCUUUGCACUCAGGGAGAUUGCCGAAAGGUGUGAAACAUUUGAAAGAUAUGCCAAUUCUGCCAGGAGAGAUAUUCAAGUAUAAAUGGACAGUCACUGUAGAAGAUGGGCCAACUAAAUCAGAUCCUCGGUGCCUGACCCGAUAUUACUCAAGCUUCAUUAAUCCGGAGAGAGAUCUAGCUUCAGGACUCAUUGGCCCUCUCCUCAUCUGCUACAAAGAAUCUGUAGAUCAAAGAGGAAACCAGAUGAUGUCAGACAAGAGGAAUGUCAUCCUGUUUUCUGUAUUUGAUGAGAAUCGAAGCUGGUACCUCACAGAGAAUAUGCAGCGCUUCCUCCCCAACGUAGAUGUAGUGCAGCCCCAUGAUCCAGAGUUCCACGUCUCUAACAUCAUGCACAGCAUCAAUGGCUAUGUUUUUGACAACUUGCAGCUGUCAGUUUGUUUGCAUGAGGUGGCAUACUGGUACAUUCUAAGUGUUGGAGCACAGACUGACUUCCUGUCUGUCUUCUUCUCUGGGUAUACCUUCAAACACAAAAUGGUCUAUGAAGACACGCUUACCCUAUUCCCAUUCUCAGGAGAAACUGUCUUCAUGUCAAUGGAAAACCCAGGUCUGUGGGUUCUGGGGUGCCAUAACUCAGACUUUCGGAACAGAGGGAUGACAGCCUUACUGAAGGUUUCUAGUUGUAACAGGAACAUUGGUGAUUAUUAUGAGGACACAUAUGAAGAUAUUCCAACUUCCCUGCUGAAUGAAAACAAUGUCAUUGCACCCAGAAGCUUCUCCCAGAAUUCAAGGCACCCUAGCACUAAGCAAAAGCAAUUCAAAGCCACCACAACUCCAGAAAAUGACAUAGAGAAGAUUGACCCUCAGUCUGCAGAAAGAACACAGCUGCUUAAAGCACAAAGUGUCUCCUCUAGUGAUUUGUUGAUGCUGUUGGGACAGAAUCCUACUCCACAUGUAUUCUUAUCUGAUCUCCAAGAAGCCACACAUGAAGCUGAUGAUCAUUUACUUGGAGCAAUAGAAGGAAACAAGGGCCCAUCUGAAGUGGCACAUCUCAGACCAGAGCUCCAUCACAGUGGGGGCAGAGUAUUUACUCCUGAGCCAGAACUGCAAUUAAGAUUAAAUGAGAAUUUGGGGACAACUAUAACAGUAGAGUUGAAUAAACUUGAUUUAAAAAUGUCUAGUUCAUCAAACAGUCUAAUGACUUCACCAACAGUUCCAUCAGACAAGUUGGCAGCAGGUACUGAAGAGACAGUUUCCUUAGAACCCCGAAAUAUGUCAGUUCACUUUAAUAGUCAUUUAGGUACCAUUAUAUUUGACAAAAAUUCAUCUCACCUUAUUCAGUCCAGUGUACCUUUGGGCUUGAGUGAAGGAGAUAAUAAUUCCAAGUUGUUAGAAGCAGCUUUAAUGAAUACUCAAGAAAGUUCACUGGGUGAAAAUGUAUUAUCAAUUGAGAGUAAUAGGUUAUUUAAAGAAGAAGGAGUUCAUGGACCUGCUUCAUUAAUCAAAGGUAGUGCUUUAUUCAAAGUUAAUAUCUCGUUGGUAAAGACAAACAAGACAUCAAUUAACUCAACAACUAAUAGAAAGACUCAUGUUGAUGUCCCAACAUUAUUUAUUGAGAACAGUACAUCGGUCUGGCAAGAUACUAUAGAAAGUAAUACUGAGUUUCAAGAAGUGAUUUCUUUGAUUCAUAAUGAAACAUUUAUGGACAGAAAUAUUACAGUUUUGGAGCUAAAUCAGGUGUCAAAUAAAACUACUUCAUCAAAAACUAUGGAAAUGGCCCACCAAAAAAAUGAGGGCCCUGUGCCACUAGGUACAGAAAAUCCAGAUCUAUCAUUCUUCAAGAUACUGUUCUUGCCAGAUUCAGCAAAUUGGAUAAAAAGGACCCAUGGCAAGAACUCCCUAAGCUCUAAUCAAAGGCCCAGUCCAAAGCAAUUAACAUCUUUAGGGUCAGAAAAGUCUGUGAAAGAUCAGAAUUUUUUGUCAGAGGAGAAGGUGGUAGUAGGAGAGGGUGAAUUUACAAAGGACACAGGACUCAAAGAGAUGAUUGUUCCAAACAGCAAGAGCAUAUUUUUUGCUAACUUGGCUAAUGUCCAAGAAAAUGACACAUACAAUCACGGAAAAAAAUCUCAGGAAGAGAUAGAAAGAAAGGAAAAAUUAACCCAAGAGAAUGUGGUUUUGCCUCAGGUAUAUACAGUGAUUGGCACUAAGAAUUUCCUGAAGAACCUUUUCUUACUAAGCACUAAGCAAAAUAUAGAAGGUUUAGAUGAGCAGCAAUAUACUUCAGUACUUCAAGACACCAGGUCAUUAAAUGAUUCAGCACAUAGAGAAGGGAUUCUCAUGGCCAAUUUCUCAAAAAUAAGGAAAGAAGCAAACUUGGAAGGCCUUGGAAAUCAAACAAAGCAAAUGGUAGAGAGGUUUCCAAGUACUGCAAGGAUGUCUCCUAAUCCAAGUCAGCAUCUUACCACUCAACGUGGUAAGAGGGCUUUGAAACAACCCAGACUCUCACUAGAAGAAAUAAAGUUUGAAAGGUGGGUAAUUUUGAAUGACACCUCAACCCAGUGGUCCAAAAACAUGAACUAUUUGACCCAAGGCACCCUCACACAGAUAGAGUACAACGAGAAAGAAAAAAGAGCCAUUACUCAGUCCCUCCUAUCAGAUUGUUCUAUGAGGAAUCAUGGCCUCAUUCAAAUGAAUGACUCUGCAUUACCCAUUGCAAAAGUAUCAGCAUUUCCAUCAAUUAGACAUUCAGAUCUGACCAAGAUCCCAUCCCAAGAGGACAAGUCUCAUCUUUUAGCAUCAGUCUGUAAUUAUACCUUUAUGGAGAGGAGUUCUGGGGUCCAAGAAAGCAGUCAUUUCUUACAAGAAGCCAAAAGAAAUAACCUUUCUUUAGCCUUCCUAACCUUAGAAAUGAUUGGAGGUCAAGGAAAGUUCAGCUCUAUGGGGAAAAGUGCCACAAACCAACCCACGUACAAGAAAUUUGAAAACACUGUUCAUGUGAAACCAGGCUUGUCUAAAACAUCUGGCAAAGUUGAAUUACUUCCUAAAGUUCAUGUUCAUCAAGACUCUCCCCUUACAAAGACUAUCAGUGAUUCUCCUGGCCACCUGGAUCUCAUGGGAAAGAUCUUUCUUCAGAAAACACAGGAACCUCUUAAACUGAAUAAAACAAAUAGACCUGGAAAAGUACCCUUUCUGAAAUGGGCAACAGAAAGCUCUGAGAAGAUUCCCUCCAAGCUGCUGGGUCCCCUUGGUUGGCAUAACCACUCUGCUACCCAGAUACCAAGAGAAGAGUGGAAAUCCCAAAAGAAGUCGCAGAAAAACACAGCUUUUGAGAGAAAGGACACCAUUUUGCCCCUGGGCCCUUGUGAAAAUAAUCAUUCAAUAGCAGCAAUAAAUGAAGGACAAGAUAAGCCCCAAAGAGAAGCCACCUGGGCAAAGCAAGGAGAGACUGGAAGGUUGUGCUCUCAAAACCCACCAGUCUCAAAACGCCAUCAAAGGGAAAUAAAGCUUAGUACUCUUCAGCCAGAGGAAGACAAAUUUGAGUAUGAUGACACCUUCUCAAGUGAAAUGAAGAGAGAAGAUUUUGACAUCUAUGGCGAAGAUGAAAAUCAGGGUCUCCGCAGCUUUCAAAAGAGAACACGACACUAUUUCAUUGCUGCAGUGGAGCGUCUCUGGGAUUAUGGGGCUCAAGGUGGAGAUGUCCCUCAGUUCAAGAAAGUGGUUUUCCAGGAAUUUACUGAUGGAUCCUUUACUCAGCCCUUAUACCGUGGAGAACUAAAUGAACACUUGGGACUCUUGGGGCCAUAUAUAAGAGCAGAAGUUGAAGACAAUAUCAUGGUGACUUUCAAAAACCAAGCCUCUCGUCCUUACUCCUUCUAUUCUAGCCUUAUUUCUUAUGAGGAAGAUCAGAGGCAAGGAGCAGAACCUAGAAGAAAGUUUGUCAACCCUAAUGAAACAAAAAUUUACUUUUGGACAGUGCAACAUCAUAUGGCACCCACUAAAGAUGAGUUUGACUGCAAAGCCUGGGCUUAUUUUUCUGAUGUUGAUCUGGAGAAAGAUGUGCACUCAGGCUUGAUUGGACCCCUUCUGAUCUGCCGCAGUAACACACUGAACCCUGCUCAUGGGAGACAAGUGACAGUGCAGGAAUUUGCUCUGUUUUUCACUAUUUUUGAUGAGACUAAGAGCUGGUACUUCACUGAAAACCUGGAAAGGAACUGCAGAGCUCCUUGCAAUAUCCAGAAGGAGGAUCCCAGUCUUCAAGAAAAUUACCGCUUCCAUGCAAUCAAUGGCUAUGUGAUGGAUACACUACCUGGCUUAGUAAUGGCUCAGGAUCAAAAGAUUCGAUGGUAUCUGCUCAGCAUGGGCAGCAAUGAAAACAUCCAUUCUAUUCAUUUCAGUGGACAUGUGUUCACUGUACGGAAAAAAGAGGAAUAUAAAAUGGCAGUCUACAACCUCUAUCCAGGUGUUUUUGAGACCGUGGAAAUGCUACCAUCCAAAGUUGGAAUCUGGCGGAUAGAAUGCCUUAUUGGGGAGCACCUGCAGGCUGGGAUGAGCACUCUGUUUCUGGUGUACAGCAAGAAGUGUCAGACUCCACUGGGAAUGGCUUCUGGGCACAUUAGAGAUUUUCAGAUUACAGCUUCAGGACAAUAUGGACAGUGGGCCCCAAAGCUGGCCAGACUUCAUUAUUCCGGAUCAAUCAAUGCCUGGAGCACCAAGGAUCCCUUUUCCUGGAUCAAGGUGGAUCUGUUGGCACCGAUGAUUAUUCACAGCAUCAUGACCCAGGGUGCCCGUCAGAAGUUCUCCAGCCUCUACAUCUCCCAGUUUAUCGUCAUGUACAGUCUUGAUGGAAAGAAGUGGCAGAGUUAUCGAGGGAAUUCCACUGGGACCUUAAUGGUCUUCUUUGCCAAUGUGGAUUCAUCUGGGAUAAAACACAAUAUUUUUAACCCUCCAAUUAUUGCUCGGUACAUCCGUUUGCACCCAACACAUUACAGCAUCCGCAGCACUCUUCGCAUGGAGCUGAUGGGCUGUGAUUUAAACAGUUGCAGCAUGCCACUGGGAAUGGAGAAUAAAGCAAUAGCGGACGCCCAGAUUACUGCCUCAUCCUACUUAAACAGUAUGUUUGCCACGUGGUCUCCUUCACAAGCCCGACUGCACCUCCAGGGGAGGACUAAUGCCUGGAGACCUCAGGCAAAUAAUCCAAAUGAGUGGCUGCAAGUGGACUUCCAGAAGACAAUGAAAGUCACAGGAAUAACCACCCAGGGGGUGAAAUCUCUCCUUACCAGCAUGUAUGUGAAGGAGUUCCUCAUCGCCAGUAGUCAAGAUGGCCAUAACUGGACUCUUUUUCUUCAGAACGGCAAAGUAAAGGUUUUUCAGGGAAAUCAAGACUCCUUCACACCUGUGGUGAACUCUGUGGACCCGCCACUACUGACUCGCUACCUUAGAAUUUACCCCCAGACCUGGGCGCGCCAGAUUGCCCUGAGGCUGGAGGUUCUGGGCUGUGAGGCCCAGCAGCUGUCCUGAGGGUCCAGACCACUCCCUAACUCGGGCCCAGCACCCCUCUCAGACUUGCCUUCUGCCUCCGAGCCCAGCUUGCGGGUUAUUUCCUGCCCCACACUGCUCAUGGCGCCGGGACGUGUGUGUGUGUGUGUGUGUGUGUGUGUGUGUGUGUGUGUGUGUGUGUGUGUGUGUGUGUGUGUGUGUGUGUGUGUUGAAACUGCACGGUCCUAGCAGACGCUGCCCUGAAGCUUCCCAAAUCAAUUGUCAUUAACCCUCCGUUUCCCAAGAGCGUUGCAUUCAGUUUAAGUCUUCUCCAUUUGCUGCAACUGCUCCCAGAUUGGUUUUUCCUUCCCCCGUAAUGAGGAAAGUAGGAAACCCAUCUGGAAAGCAUUCUCCUCCUGACAAAUUAGGUCUCUCACACGGCCACCACUUCCUCUUUUGUAGAAAAACAGUGUGUUUAAAGUUGGCAGAAGAUACUCAUGACAUAAGCAUUUCAGAUUAGGCUUCAAACGUUUAAAAUAAAACUCUCAUUUGUUUAUUAUCCUGUGAAGCAUGGAGCAAAACAUGUUUGGGGAUCAUAUCGCCACAGCCUUGAAGCCAAAGGCAAGUCAUUUUAACAAUCUGCAAAAUGUAGAUAAUGUAAAAACCAGUACAUAAACUCUAUUUUUUUAAAAGAUUUUAUUUAUUCAUUUGACAGAGAUAGAUAGAGACAGCCAGCGAGAGAGGGAACACAAGCAGGGGGAGUGGGAGAGGAAGAAGCAGGCUCCCAGCGGAGGAGCCUGACGUGGGGCUCGAUCCCACAACGCUGGGAUCACGCCCUGAGCCGAAGGCAGACGCCUAACCGCUGUGCCACCCAGGCGCCCCCAUAAACUCUAUUUUUGCCUCUUUAUAGAUAUAGGUUUAGAUAGAUAUCAUUAUUUUAGUUGGUCGUCAUGGGGCAUUGUUGGUGGCAUACUCUUACCUCAAAAACCACUGUUUUUAAAUUGAGACUCAUAGUUGGGAAUCAAGAACCCCCCCACAAUUCCCUGACGUUAUAUACAACAUUAUGUAUGAAUGCAUGUGUGCAUUUUUCUGACAAGAGUGUCCAAAGAUUUCAUCAGAGUUCUAAAGGGGUGAAUGGCUUUAAAGAGUGCAAUUUAAUCUCAGAAGGAUGUACAAAUAAAGCCAUUUGGUCUUAAUUCUAAUCAACAAGUAAAAUAAUAGGUUAGGAUCACAGGAGUAAAAUGACAAUGUCUCCUUGAAGUUUGUGCUGACCAGGAAAGGUAAUAAUCAUAACGGAUUUCUAAAGGGCAUGUUUUUAAGAAAAAAACAAGGAAAAUUCCUGGCUAUCUGGGAUAGGAGCUUCAACUGUGUAAUUCUAGUGAUAUACUCAUUUUACUCCCUCCCUCAGCUAAUUUUCUGCUGAAACACAACAAAAAUGAAACAGGGGAAAUUCUAUACCAUGACUGGAAACCAGAAUCCCAAUUACAUAGUUGGAAUUUCGUACACGGCAAAGGGGGCCAUAAACCAUAGAGCAGUUAGAGGAAGCAUCCAAAGUCAGCAAUCCAGAGCAGCUUAAAAGCAGGAGUUCCUAGUAUAAGAGAAAAAUGUGUUACAAUCUCAGAAGAAGUAAGAAAACAGAUGCUUUUUUCCCCCAAGCUAGAGCAUUUUCUAAUAAUCCUGCUUGAUGCUGAUCGGACCUUUUGGGGAAUGUAGCAUUGCUGUCACAGUCUAAUCACAAACCACAACCGAUGAUGGUACAGAAGGUUAUAAUUCUGUAAGAUUGUAAGGUUAGAGGUUAAUUUACAGAAAUCAAUAAAUUGUUUUUCUUAAUAGCCUGGUAAAAAAGUUAACCCCAAAGGUGAUGUGGUUUUAUUUCCUGUAAAAUGUUAGCCACUCUUAUGUCUAACUUAAUGACCCUGUUUUGGCAUUCUUUUCCUAUUGACGAUGUACAUCUCUAUUUCUCAAAUGCUCUUGGACCCAGGCCUUUUGUCUGCCUGCUGGUUUCCUCAAUAACUAGUUAAAUAAAACCAUGGCACAUACAAACAAAUGCCUUCGAGAGUUGUGUUUUUACACUGGAAAUAAAAAUGUGAGCACUGAUAUUAAAAACAAACAGAGGCACUGAAUGGCAAGAUGGAAACUUUAGAAAACAAAAUCAGUGAGUUAGAAUACCAGAUUAAAUUGAGGUCAGAGUAGGAAGUGUUAUCAUUUACAAGAGGUAAAAUAAAAUUUUAAAAAGUUAGAAAUGGAGCCUUGAUCCAGGAGAAGGCUUUAUAGAGAGAGACUGAAAGAGAAAUGCUGUGCUGUGCUUACUGUGGCUGCGGUUAGCAAUACUGCAUUGUGCACUUCAAAAUGUGUUCUUACCACAAUAAAAAUUGAAAGUUCCUGAAAGAUCAGAUUAGAUGUGGUCAAAUAAAACAAUAGGAAAAAAAUUCUUUGGGAUAAAAUAAUAAUAAUAAUCAAACAAAUUUGAAUUUUCAGAUCAGAAUCUCUUAGUGCAAAGCGAAAUUAAAGAAAGGAAAACAGACACGAUUGCUAGCACCAGAAACUCCACACUAUUUUAUAAUCCUGGUUGAGGUAGUUACAAAAUCACUGAGAUAAUAGAAAGUUAAUUAUCAGAAGACUGGGGAGUAAAUUCACUCUCCUAUGACAAAUAGAGUCUCUAACUUUAAGUGAACAAAUAUAAUUUUCUGUCACAAACAUUUUAUCAAACGUAAUCUCAAGGUUACAAGUCAACAAUCUUUGGAAGAUACAUAUUAAAACAAGUCUAUCUUUCAAUGUUGUAGAGAAGUGUAGGGGCGCCUGGGUGGCUCAGUUGGCUGGGCAUCUGCCUUCAGCUCGGGUCAUGAUCUGGGGUCCUGGGAUCGAGCCCCACAUAGGGCUUCCUGCUCUGCUGGGAAUCUGCUUCUCCUUCUCCCUUUGCACCUCUUCCCACUCAUGCUCUCUCUCACUCUCUCUCUCUCUCUGUCAAAUAAAUAAAAUCUUAUAAAAAAAGAGAGAGAAGUUUAGUGAACUCUAUAGACUAUAUAGCAAUCCAGCUUUAUGAUGACAAGAUACAGAUUCAGACUUAACUUUAUUGUUUAUGAAAUGACCCUAACGAUUUCUAACCUUCUUCCUCGACUAUCUAAUCACAGGGUGAUGACUAACAUAGCGCUCGCUCCUAGAAACUUUGUGGGUACAAUUUCACCCAUAUUGCUAACCAAGACUGAGACCAUAAAAUUUCAUUGAGAUCAGAAGACUCAAUAUUACAAAGAUGUCAGUUCUUCACCAGCGGAUCUAUAGAUUGAACGCAAUCUCAGUCUGAGUUCCAGUAUUUUCUCAUUGUUUAAUCAAGCAUGUGGAAAUGUAAAAGACCAAGAAUAGCCAAAAUAUUCCCAAUAUCAGAUAACAUUUAUUUUAUUUUUUAAUAUUUUUUAAUUAUUAUUAAGUAAUCUCUAUACCCAACAUGGGGCUUUAACUCACAACUCUGAGAUCAAGAGUCACAUGCUAUGCCGACUGAGCCAGCCAGGGGCCCCAGCAACAUUGAUUUUAAAGCCACAGUAAUUGAGGAACCUGGGCGGCUCAGUCAGUGAAGCGUCUGCCUUUGGCUCAGGUCAUGAUCCUGGGGUCCUGGGAUAGAGCCCCACUCUCUCUCUCUCACUGUCUCUCUGUCAAAUAAAUAAAUCUUUGAAAAAAAUAAAGUCACAGUAAUUAAGACAGUGGCAUUGACACAAGGACAGAACAAUAGAUGAGUGGAACAUAUUAGAAUCCAGAAGCAGACCCACAUUGUAUAUGGACACUUGAUUUAUGACAAACUAGCUCUCCAGAACAGUAGUACUGGGUCAAUUAUAAAUCCAUAUGAAAAACUGAAAUUUGGGGCACCUAGCUGGCUCCUUCAGUAGAGCAUGUGACUCUUAA
Molecule: messenger RNA, 11091 nt
Organism: Ailuropoda melanoleuca (giant panda)
Lineage: Eukaryota; Metazoa; Chordata; Mammalia; Carnivora; Ursidae
Gene: F8
Product: coagulation factor VIII
Exons: 26
Coding region: 229-7239 (2336 amino acids)
Cellular component (GO): plasma membrane
Molecular function (GO): oxidoreductase activity; copper ion binding; signaling receptor activity
Source: RefSeq, a predicted model, not a curated record